CGCAAACACAGAACUACCCAUUUAAAUGCUCUCGCUGGAGUCACACGGAGUUUGGAUUGGAAGACGACUGAAGCAUUUCUUUGUUUAUAUGUGCGUUUGUACAUAUUCAUAGAUAUAAAACGUGACAUAAAGCUGGUCUAAUAUAACGUGGUAGAUAAAAGGAACACAUAGUGGACUGUACGUGGAGCACGUUUAUCUUUAAGUUGCAAACAGUGAAAAAUGGGUGCCAGUGAAAGCAAGAUGUCUGUGGCAUCAACACCAAAGGUAGACCCGAGCCAGCGGCCGAAAGCAGCGCGUGUAGCGAGACUCGUAGACCCGCGUUCACCGUCCUGUGCUAUCGACCGCACACCUAUACAGGUGGGCGUGGCUUACUCUCCUCUUCCUGUGGUGGAGUCAGUUGGUCCUGUGUUUGUUGACCCCCGCUCACCCACACCUGGCAUUACUCGAACACCAAUAAAGAUGAGCGUCACAUCUCUUGCUCGGCGCCUGAGCACCUUCUUUCUCAAUGACGUCAAGUCCGGCAGCGACUCUGUUCCUUCUGUUCCUCCGGUGUCCUUCAGCAAACACCCCAGCCUACCCGGUGUGAAUCAGCAAAAUGAAGCAGGCCCCAGAGAUCCUCUGCUCCCUCUGGUAAAAGCCCAGAACUCAUCCACCCUCAAUGGAGACACAGAUGCUCUGUCCACCCCUGUGCUGAUCUCCCCUUCAGAGGGCUACGGCUCCAUAUGCAGCAGCCCGUUUGUGUUGAUCGGAGACGCGCAGAUGGAGGUGGAGGUGGAUGCUGAGGCCUCGCUGGAAGAGGCGGAGGAGGCUCUGCUGGUUGGUGGUUCACCGUUAAGGAAAGAGCUCAGUCUGAGUCUUCUCGCUUGUCGUGAAGGUGUUUACUCAUCUUCUCUGGAGGAACGUCCUCUGACUCCUCUUCCUCCUGCUGAGAGGCAAGCGAAUGAAGAUCACUCCUACGCGCUCUUCUCAGUCCCAACGCAAUCCACAGAGCCUGAAACUUCCACGCCUGUUGUUGAAGAUGUCGUGACCCUGGAGGCAGAAGAGGUCCCGUCCCAGACAUCUGAAGAACAGGUGACUGCUGCACUUCCAGAGGUGAGCAAUGAGCAGCCAGAGGAGAUCAAACCUCCCACACCUCAACCUGCGGAGGUCUCCAGCAAACCCGGCCCGGUGACCAGCACCCAGGUUGAAACGGCCCAGCCUGGCAUCCGUUGUCUGAAGUUUGACCCCCGCAGCCCAAGUCAGGCUAUUUUUAAGCCCCAGUGGUUGGGCGUAGGCUUCGGGACCACUGGAGUUAGAGCGAGAGGGGUACAGGCGCGUGGAAAAUCUGUAGCCUCACCACUCUCCACCAAAAAGACGGCCACAAAUGAGAAUAACAACAUGGUUGUGCGUACCAAACAGAGACCGAGAGAAAAAGUUCUGAUUGCUGAGGGCAGAUCACCCCUGCAGGUCCUGAGGGAGGCAAAUUCACCCAGAGGCCGCAACUCCCAGAUGAAGUUGAAAGUGUCCACCCCAGAAAAACAGAGGUUCAGUCAGAUGGAAAGGAGAGCUCUGAUUCUGUCAGUCAACAAGGAAAACGAGUGAGACUACCUGAGCAGACCAGGAUAAAUACAGUCAACACUAUGUAUAUACUACAAGCCUUAAACUACAUGAUCAUUCUUUUUUCCUAUUCUUUACUUCUUUACUCUUUCUUUGUGUGUUUGUAAAUAAACACUGUUUUAAUGUAAAUAAAAUAUCAUUUGAUUUUA
Labeo rohita (rohu) is the source of this 1745-nucleotide messenger RNA. It is a transcript of the gene cdca3, whose product is annotated as cell division cycle associated 3. Lineage: Eukaryota; Metazoa; Chordata; Actinopteri; Cypriniformes; Cyprinidae. The record is from RefSeq and is a predicted model, not a curated record. The transcript has 7 exons. Bases 220 to 1581 code for a protein of 453 amino acids.